Messenger RNA from Centruroides sculpturatus (bark scorpion), 2221 nucleotides. RefSeq names its product prolactin-releasing peptide receptor-like. The transcript has a single exon. Gene Ontology annotation, cellular component: plasma membrane; neuron projection. Gene Ontology annotation, molecular function: neuropeptide binding; neuropeptide Y receptor activity. The record is from RefSeq and is a predicted model, not a curated record. The coding region runs from base 49 to 1302 and encodes 417 amino acids. NCBI's taxonomy places the organism in Eukaryota, Metazoa, Arthropoda, Arachnida, Scorpiones, Buthidae. Gene Ontology annotation, biological process: G protein-coupled receptor signaling pathway.
UACAUCAAAAACAGUUUUUCAUGUGAUCAAUGAAGUUUGAUAAACAACAUGUCACUACAUAUUGCUAACAGUUUGCAGCUCAGCAAUUACGCAGUUUUCGCUGCUCUACUAAAAAAUCACACAUUCUUCAAUGAUUAUCUGAACUUUGACGAUUUCAAUGGAACUGAUUCCAACGAUUAUUUGGAUACAACCGAUUACGUUACCAGUCUUCCCGCUUUCAGAGCUUUCUUUUGCUGUCUCUAUGUUAUAAUAUUCUUGUUGGGAAUAUGUGGAAAUGUGUUGGUGUGUUACGUUGUCUUUCGCAAUAAAUCCAUGCAGACUGUCACUAACUUCUUCAUAACUAAUCUCGGUCUAUCUGAUAUCCUUCUGUGCACCUUCGCUGUACCUUUCACACCACUUUACAUAUUCAUGCAGGAAUGGGUGUUCGGUACUGUAUUAUGUCGUUUGGUACCGUACGCUCAAGGUGUGAGUGUAUAUAUUUCCGCUUUUACUUUAAUGUCUAUUGCUAUUGAUAGAUUUUUUGUAAUUAUUUAUCCAUUUAAACCCCGACUCAAACUCAACAUCUGCUACAUGAUCAUCGUCUCUAUUUGGAUUACCGGUGCCUUACUUACUCUUCCAUAUGGUAUCUUCAUGAACAUGAUAUUAGCAGAUAAUGGCAAAUGGUACUGUGACGAAGCAUGGCCUUACGAAUCUAAUCGUAGAGCGUUCGGUUUUUCCACCAGCAUUCUUCAGUUUGUAGUACCGUUCAUCAUCAUCACCUUCUGCUACAUGCGUGUUUGUGGAAAGCUCAGAAGAAGAGCCAAGGCCAAACCGGGUGCUAAGUCUCAAAAGAAGGAAGAAAUGGAGAGAGAGAGAACCAGAAGAACUAAUCGGAUGCUGAUAGCCAUGGUUGUCAUCUUCGGAGCCUCGUGGCUACCCAUCAACAUGUAUAACCUUAUAGUUGACUUUUACAUCCCCGCUUCGAAUUGGAAAUAUCUGAGCGCUUUCUUUUUUCUUUCUCACGCAGUAGCCAUGAGUUCUACUUGUUAUAACCCCUUUCUGUACGCUUGGUUGAACGAAAAUUUUCGCAAGGAAUUUAAAACUGUUCUUCCUUGUUUCACUACUCCCGUUGCCUCUGGAAGAAUUCAUACUAUAAAACAAGAUAGAACCUGUAACGGACAUGAAACUGCAUUAGAAACACUUUUACCAAAGAAUUCGAUGAAAGAUAUCAAAUUACAUGAGGAUAAAAUGAUUUCAGUUAAGUACAUAACCGAAGCAGAAGCGGUACGAUUUCCUCUUAAACAGGAUUCGCUAAACAAUUAAUUUUAAGUACUAGAAUAUUAUUUUCACUUUCUACAAAACUUAUUAAAAUUGCUCAGAAUACUCCCUCCUCCUUCUAUUGAAUACAGUUAAGAAGCACAAUCUAAAACAGUAUAAAAUAUAUAUAUAUAAUAUAUUUGUCUAGGAAAUUUCUGCUUAUUUUAAUGCAAAGAAAUUUUUAGUUUCCAUAUUUUAUUUUCUUAAAUUGCAUAUAAAAUAUAUAUUAAUAUAAAGAUUUUCAUAAAAAUUAUUUUUGAAAAAUUCACUAACCCUAUUUUACGUAACGUUCGUAAAUAUAAAACGUUGUCCUCCCCACGUUAUAAAUGCACAAAAUAUUAACAUAUUUAUGAAAGACAAGUUUAAAAGUACAUAAAAUCUAUAGAAAAUUAACAUAUAUUACCUGGAAAAUAGGUAAUUUUGCUCAUUUUUUAUAUACAAAUACGUAGAUUUGAGUAUUAUUCUUAAUAUAAAAGAUGAAAAAUAGUUAUGUGAUGAAUAUUGACAUGUAAAAAUGAAACAUUUUUCUUGAUUAUAUAGAAUUAAAUAUAAUAUAAUUUUGACAUUAAUAAAGUAUAUUCUCUUAUGAAAUUCAAUCAAUGGUGCGUAUAUGUAUGUUGUAUAUAUUGUAAUAUAUUUAAAUGAAAUUAUGUAUGUGAAAUUUAAACCAGAGAUGAAAUAUUUGCAUUAAUCAAAUGAAAUAUGUGCCUGAUAAAUAUAAUUUCGCUUGUGAAUUUCUUUAGCAAUGUAACUUGUAAUGAAAUUUGUAACAAUUUAACAAUGUGCUCGAUUGAAUUAUUGGAUUUUAAUUUUUCCCUCCCCGUUCUACUUCGUGUAGUUUACGAAAAUUUCCCAUAGUAAAUCUAUGGGAAAGGUGGGGCUCCGUAGUCUUCACGAAUAGAGCGAUUCAUUUAUAUUUUAUCAU